Messenger RNA from Blastocystis hominis, 1707 nucleotides. RefSeq lists its product as hypothetical. The record is from RefSeq and is a predicted model, not a curated record. The transcript has a single exon. Gene Ontology annotation, cellular component: membrane. Gene Ontology annotation, molecular function: calcium ion binding. NCBI's taxonomy places the organism in Eukaryota, Bigyra, Opalinata, Blastocystidae. The coding region runs from base 1 to 1701 and encodes 566 amino acids.
AUGAAGACUGCUACUCUUGCUGUUUUUACUCUUGCUGUUCUUGCCUGUAUUGCUCGGACAGCUCAGGGCACCUGCACUGACGAAACUUUCGGAACUGUGGAAGAUGGUGAAACCGCUUAUGCUGCUUGCCCUGUUAGUCAGGACGGAUACCAGUCUGCCCUUUGUACGGGUGGAAGCUAUGGUGAGGCUGAUGUUUCGCACUGCACCGAUAGAGGUGUCACCGUGUUCUCUUAUGGUAUUGCUAGCGCCUCGUUCUUUGUUGGCCACACCAUCAUCGAUAUGGCCUUGAAGACUGACGGAUCGAUGGCCAGCUAUACUAUUGAUCCUGCUCUUCCCGAGGGUUUGAAUUUUGAUUCUGCUUCUGGUGUUAUUUCCGGAACUCCUUCUGUGGCUGCUGAGGCUAUGCCUUACACUGUCACUGGUGUUCCUACUGCCGGAGGUUCUGGUCCUUCCACGAUGAUUACGAUUUCUGUGUCUGUGGUGAUGUGCCCUGCCCUUGAUUCGUUCCCUACCGUGGCUAGUGGUGAGACUUCUUCCUCUACCACUGCUUGCCCUGCGGGAACUCAGGGAACUGCCACUCGUCUCUGCACCGAUGGUUUCUUUGGAAACAUUGAUACUUCGGGCUGCGUGGCGCUGGCUCCUCAGGGUCUGUCGUACUCUGGAACCACGUCUGUUAAGCGUAACACUCCUAUUGUUCUGGAGCCUCAUUACCAGAACGCGGUCACUUCUUUCGAAGUGUCGAGCGGUACUCUCCCCGCUGGAGUGACUCUGUCUUCGGAAACCGGAACGAUCUCCGGAGUUCCUACUGCCACUGGUUCUUCUGUUGUGACGAUCCGUGCCAAUGGCUCUGGUUCCUCCACCACGACUGUGUCGAUCAGCGUUACUUCUGCUUCGUGCUCGGGUCUGCAGGAUAAGAACGGUGGAUCUGUCACCAUUAAUCACAACAGCCAGAUUAACUUCGACUGCGAAGAGGGUUAUACUGGCACUUGGAGUUACACUUGCCAGGAUGGAGUGUACAAGAACAAGUUUGAGGGUCUUUGCCAGGCCUCCAGACCCACUCAGUUCAGCUAUGCUCGUUCUACUUUCAAUCUGAAGGUCGGCGAGCAGAUGUACUCGGGUCGUCCUACUUGGAGUGGUGUUGCUAAGGUGUUCACCGCUACGAAUUUGCCUGAGGGCUUCACGAUUGAUACUUCCACUGGUAUCAUUACGGGUUCUUCCUCCUCUGCCUAUGAUGUUAUCCAGUCGGUCACUGUUUAUGCGAUGGUGAGCGAGAGUGCUACUCCUUCUCAGAAAGCUUCUACCACUGUCUCGAUUAUGGUCAGCGAUUACGAGUGCAGCGGAGUGACUGAGUUCGAUACCAAGAAGGUGGGAGGUACUAGCGAGUACAAGUGCCCUGAGAGCGAGGGCUACGAGGGAACGAUGAAGCGAAAGUGCGUUAUGGUGGACGACAACACAAGAGCGGAGUGGGCUUUGCCUGAAUCUCACUGCCAGCUUAAGCCGGACUUCACUUUUGUCUAUAUUGGUGGUAUUGUCUUCGUCGUCUGUUUGAUCAUCAUGAUCAUUGGACUGAUUGUGAAGUCGAGCCGUUCGAGAACCAAGUCGCAGAAGAAGAAUCUGUCCAAGACCACUUCGAAGCCUGCUCCCAAGGCCGUGCCCAAGACAGCUCCAGUCCACAAGGCUCCUGCGAAGGUCACAAUUUAAAUUGUG